CUGGUCCGGGAGCAGCAGGAGAGUCGACCCCUGCUGAGUCCUUCCAUCGAUGACUUCCUGUCAGAGAGCCGCAGCGAAGCCUCCUCCUCUCGACCCCUCACCUCCAACACAGCAGUUCUGUCCACAGCUCUGGACCUGGUGGACCUCAGCGAGCCGGGGGAGAGCAGCACGGGCAGUAACGGCGGUAGUAGCGGGAGCAGCAGUGUCGGGGGCAGCAGCAGCAACAAGGACCAGAGGAGGAGCCCCCAGAGGAGGAGCCCUCUGAGGAGGAAGGGCAGCCCGAGGAGCCCUCGAUGCCGGACGAGACCUGACGAGACGGAGCUGAUCCAGGUGGAGGUGGAACACCUGCCUGCCAGUCCCAGAACACCUGAGCGGAUCUCACUGGACUCAGUCAGUCUGUCUUCUCCUCUGGACAAAUGGGACGAGGUGAACCUGGACGUGGAGGACGCAGGACGCAAGAGAUACGAGAAGAGAUGCACCUCCCACCACUCCUCCAGCGAACUGCUGUGGUCUGCGGAGUUUAAAACUGAUCCUCUGACAAAGAACUGCUUCGAAGUCCACAGCUUCGACGAUCUCGACUUCAUAUCUUCAACACAGGACUGCGCGGCGUCCAGACAGCGGCGGCGGACUCGUUCCCUGCUGGCCAGAAAAGAGUCUCUGGAGGACGAGUUUGUCAGAGCGAAGGCUGCUGUUGAGUCGGACACGGAGUUCUGGGACAAGAUGCAGGCGGAGUGGGAGGAGCUUGCCCGCAGGAACUGGUUGGAGGAGUCUGAGGACCAGGGGCCGAUCCCGCCCACCGUCUCACCUGCAGAGAAGGGUUACUACUUCAACACCAACAACCCGUACCAGGACUGGCCCAACGCCUUCGCCGAGGGUCAGGAGAAGGCUCGGGAGGGAGACCUGAACGCUGCCGUGCUGCUGCUGGAGGCCGCCAUCCUGCAGGACCCGCAGGACUCUGAGGCCUGGCAGCUGUUAGGAAUGACUCAGGCUGAGAACGAGAACGAGCAGGCCGCCAUCGUGUCGCUGCAGAGGUGUCUGGAGCUCCGCCCCAACAACCUGCCGGCCCUCAUGGCGCUCGCCGUGAGCUUCACCAACUGCAGCAUGCAGCGGGAGGCCUGCGACGCUCUGCGCCGCUGGAUCAGCCACAACCCCCGAUACAAACACCUGGUCCUGGACCGCAGGAGCUCGCUGCAGGGCUCCCCGGCCACGCCUCGCAGGGGCCCCCACGCCUCCACGCCAGCCAGGUCUGAGCUGCAGGACGUGCUGCUUCUCUUCCAGGACGCGGCUCUGCUGAACCUGGACUGUGUGGAUCCAGACCUGCAGACCGGACUGGGAGUCCUCUUCAACCUCAGCUCCGACUUCAACAAGGCUGUGGAGGCUUUCACUGCAGCGCUGUCCGUCAGGCCGCAGGACUACCUGCUGUGGAACCGUCUGGGGGCGACGCUGGCGAACGGCGACCGCAGCGAGGAGGCGGUGGAGGCGUACACGAGAGCUCUGGAGCUGCAGCCCGGAUUCAUCCGGUCCAGAUACAACCUGGGGAUCAGCUGCAUCAACCUGGGAGCUCACAGGGAGGCGGUCAGUAACUUCCUGACGGCUCUGAACCAGCAGAGGCGGAGUCAGCGCUGCAGCCACCAGCAGAUGUCUGCCAACAUCUGGGCCGCCCUGCGGAUCGCCGUCUCCAUGAUGGACCGACCCGAGCUGUUCCAGGCCGCCCACGUCGGGGACCUGGACCUGCUGAUGCGGGCCUUCGAUGUGGGCGACGUCUGACCGGGCCACCCGCCUUGUCCGGAGGUGGAGGCGGGUCGGACAGUUUGGUUUGAAACCAAAGAGCCGGCGGCGGCGGCAGCAAUACAACAGCACAACCCUUUAGCUUCCUGUUUCUAACGCGCAGCGAGGCGCCGUCUGUUCAGGGCGUCUGAAGGUCCUUCAGUCCUCAAAUGUUUAUUACUCCGUUUCACGCGUCCAGAAUAUGUGUGUUUUAAAGGGCACCUGUAACCACGGCCAGCAGUGAUGUCACAGCGUACCGUGACAUCACUGCUGCUCUGUAAACAUCCUGUACUUCAUGGCUUUCUUUUCUGACGUCCACCGUUUAGAACCAAUGAGAUUUCAGUCUGAAACUCGUCCUCCACGUUUCCGCUCGCUUCUGCUGCUGCGCUCGAAACUCAGCACAUCCUGCACAGAUGUUUCACAAUAAAAGCCUUCCAAGCAAAGUAGAAGCGAGUGGAAGGAAUCAAGAGUUCCAGUGAUCUGAUGUUUGAAGGCCUGGGAGGAGGUGGAACACGCCACACUUCCUUGUGGCUUGAGUCUCUCUCCAACUUGGUUUUAGUUCCUGUGAAACGUCCGAACCUGCUGCUUCUCUGAACACUUUAUAUUCUUCUGACAUGUAGCUGCACAUCGGCUGAAUCUUUACACAGAAAACGUCCUUCAGACUUUAAAUGACGGACACCAGGUGGAUCCGCUCACCUGGCAGCCGUCCGUCCAGUCAGGCUUCUUCAUCCGGAGACGGGAAGUGAAAGAAAAGUUAGCAGAGUUAUUAAGAAUUAAACGAUUUGAGAUGAUUUUAUUUAUGAAAACUUUCUGUAAAGUUUCCUCCUUUAUGAACGUUUGGGGAACAUUGAAACAUGGCAGCGUUCUCAGUUUAGUUAAUUAUUGAUGUUUUUCAUGUCACUGGUUUUCAGUUUCCCGUCACCGUCUUUGGCGUUGAGGCAAAGACAAUCUGCAUACUAAUGAGAAAACCCUUCCUGAGGCAGCGUCCUCUCUGACGGCUUCCACGAGUCCACACGACUGUUUCUGCCGUCGGUUUUCAAAUAAAACCAAACGUUAGUUAGCUGACGUGUGCAAGCUAACGUUAGCGCUUGUUCCAGCGGAUCUCUGCCAGCGUGGCGUCCCUCAGUCCUGGUUCUAUGUGAGAAAACAGACGUAACACACCUGCAGUCCUGGAGUUCAGGUGAACUCAUGGAACCCCAAAGAGUUUAAAACUGAAAAAUAUGAAAAAACAUAUCAAAAUUUAAGAAUAAUGAAUGCCAGAGUUUCGUUUUUCAGUUUUUGUUUUGAGUGCCAUAAUGUAAAGGAACUCGGAUUAGAACAUGUGACCGAUUUGAAUAUGAUCAGUAAAUAAUGAAAUAUUAUUAGAAAUCUGACCAUGUUUAUGUUUCUACAAUCGAAAAUGAAUAAAACCAAAAAAACUCAGUAAAUUAAUAAACAUCCUAAUAAAUAAUACAAUUUAAAAAUUAAAUUAUUCAAUUGAUCUUUUUUUAUCUAAAACUCCUCCCCCUUAAUUACCAUAUUAAUUUAUUUUUCUUUAUGAUUUUCAAUUUAUUAAUUCAGUUUUUAUAUAUAUAUUUUUUAUUUAUGCUUUUGUUUUAAGGUAAUUCAAAAUUAUAAAGGAAAUCUAUUUAUGUCUCACUGGAUAAUUUAAAACCCCUACAUUAAUAUAUUGUAGUGCAUUUAAUAGGAUUUUAAUUUGCGUCACCUUUGUAUUGAUUUCUUAUUUAUUAAUUCUCCUUUAUAAUUUUCGAUUAUAUCAAGUCAAAUAUAAUUGAAAAUUAUAAAGGAUAAUAAAUAAGUAAGUAUCAUGUCUCAUUGUAUACUUUAAUUUUCCCCUACAUUCUUUUUUUUUAAUGUAUUUUUGGUGCAUUUAAUAGGAUGUUUGUUUAUUGAGCAUUGUUUUAUGUCUGUAUUCACUGAUUAAAUGUGGCAGACUCGGCCCUCCAUACUAACUCGAGCUCCAGGCGCGAUUAUUUCUGUAGAGACAGUUCAGGUUGUCUCACUUUUAAAUAAACUUUCUUUUAACGUCUCAAAUCUUAGUUUGAAGAUGAAAAAUAAAAUAUAAAGUUUAGCUUGAUGGGAAACGAGCUCAGGGAGGUCAGUGAUGAAGAGGAGGAGGAAGAUAUAAUAACACUGACUCUGAUGAGACUAAAGUGACAAACUGCAGUUGGCUCCACUAUGAAAUACUGUCUGCUGAAGCUCAAACUGGUUUGUUUCCGUCACUUUGUUCUCUUUAAACGUUUAAAGCCAUAAAACUGAUUAUCAGGAGCGAAGCGACGCCCGGUCAGGAACCGACGAGGUAAAAAGUCACCUGGGACAGCCGCGUGUUGUCGCCUCCUGCAGGUAAAAACAGGAACAGCAGGUUUAAACUUGCUCGCUGCUCGACGCAUGAAAUAAACACAUUUAGUCAAAGCAGCAGAAAAUAUUUAUACAGCAUCAAAUAUUAAUGAUCGCAUUUUAACCACCAAGUAUAUCCUGUACUCCUUUCAGUCACGUUAAUCAAUAUUUAUUCAGUAGCAAACACUUUGUUCCAGGUUUGGUUUUAUAAAAACCUGAAUAAUUAACGUAGGUUUUUGAGACUUCUGCAGAUGAAGGAAACUGCAAAUACAGAAAAGUCACCUGCUUUGUGUGACCUUUUAUUGUUAGCUCUAGACUUAGCGUUAGCCCUUUCCCAACACCUUCGCACUCCCGGCUCCUAACAUAUGGACGCUGGGUCAAGACCCCAUGGCGGCGGCGGCGCUUUUUAACUCCCUGCUGUUGUUUUUGCACCUGCAGGGCUCGGCGGUGAAGUUAGCAACAAUAUAUAUAUUAGGGCCGCGUUAUAACCGUGUGCGCCAGAUUCACCAGACGCUCUAGAGUCUACUUCUGCUACUAUUUAGACCCUUUGACGCACUUCCUGCCUCCUGCUGCGGCCGUGGAGAUGAACAACAACACACUUCUGAACCUGAAUGCCGCUUUUUACUUUUUAACACUCACGGACGUCUCCGGCGACGAGUCAGAAGCAAUAGACGGGUUUCUGUGCAGCGUCAUCACCGAGAUGUCCAACCAGGGGGCAGGAAGCAGCGCUCUGUCUUCACGGAGGAUCACAUCCAGCUGCCGUGUCGAGUUAAAUUAAAAACCAACAACUUUACUUUCCUUAUUAUUGGCUAUUAAAAGUAAACAGUCCCGUUACAGUUACUUUCAACCGCCGCAGCCGUCCUUAAAGUGACAGAAAGCUGUUCGUUUUAGAAAUGAAUCCACUUUAGUGGAACAAUCGUGAACCUGAGGAGGCAACGAGCGGCCGAGCUGAGAACACUGCGGCCUGCUGGAUCCUACAGGCCGUUUCAAAGUAAUCAAAAGCAAAGCAGCUCCCCCCGACUUUUUAACGGAUCGCGUCUAAACAGCGGCAUCAUUUUUACCGAGCAUGUAACGAUUUUAAAAAAUCGAACGUUACUGUUCUGCACACGCGUUCGUAAGAGAACGUUGAUUGACCUUCACCGGCAGGACCGUUAGCUGCCGGUUCCAGUUUCGCGUUUCUUAGCAGAUGCUUCAAUACAAAAGCUUUUUGCAGGUCUCACAACGUUUACAGAAGUCCAUGUUCUCUGAGUGUGACUUGAUUUAUUCUCCUGCGUAGGGGCCACGCAUUUAUACUCGCGUCCGUGUCUCCGUCAAUCUGCAGUCACACCCAAACGCUAGUCGGCAGCAGCGUUUUCAAAUGUUACCGACCGAAUGGAUCACAUUCUGGUCAUUUCGCUCGGGUUGUGACGGUCAAAUAUAUCGAUCCACCGCGUUACA
This is a messenger RNA of Micropterus salmoides (largemouth bass), 5541 nucleotides long. Its product is annotated as PEX5-related protein-like. Gene Ontology annotation, biological process: protein import into peroxisome matrix, docking. Gene Ontology annotation, cellular component: cytosol; peroxisomal membrane. NCBI's taxonomy places the organism in Eukaryota, Metazoa, Chordata, Actinopteri, Centrarchiformes, Centrarchidae. Gene Ontology annotation, molecular function: protein binding. The record is from RefSeq and is a predicted model, not a curated record.